Messenger RNA from Astyanax mexicanus (Mexican tetra), 3986 nucleotides. RefSeq names its product SH3 domain-containing protein 21. The record is from RefSeq and is a predicted model, not a curated record. The transcript is spliced from 10 exons. Lineage: Eukaryota; Metazoa; Chordata; Actinopteri; Characiformes; Acestrorhamphidae. Bases 1 to 954 code for a protein of 317 amino acids.
AUGCUGAUCUCUAUAGCGCUCGCCUGCCUGCUCGGCCCAGCUGCAGCCUAUCCGAUUGUUCAGAAGGAUGUUUUAGAUGAACUGGUCACUCAGAGCAGUCUCAACGUGGUCAGCAAUCCAGUGAUUCAGCAGGAGCACAUAACAGUUACUGCUGCCAUACUGCUGGGUACUGGAGUCCCUGAUGUUCCUGCAGUUCCAGAUGUUAAUGUUGUUCCAGGGGAUGGACAGCAGAUUGAGGGUGAACAGGCAGCAGCACACAGCUCAUCUGAAUCUGAAAGCUCUGAGCAAAGCCAGUCAGUGGAGAAUCCAACCGAGCCCCCUUCAGAAAACACCUCUGAAAGCACAGAAGAAGAUUCAGAUCCACACACAUCUGAGCAGGUGUCUGAAUCACAGGAUGUGACAUCAGAGGACAUGACAUCUGAGGAGACCCCCAGCCCACUUGAGAUCCAGCACCUAGAACACACUGAUUCUAAUGGGGAAUUGAGGGAUGACAGUCAGGGCAGCGAGGAACACAUUCACAAGAGUUGGCUCCAUGCUUUCAGACGCAAUUUUCAUCGUCAGAUUCAUGGCGGAGACAUCAUGGGAGGUGUGGCUACAGACCCACCAGUUACUGAAGUUGCUAUAGGAACUGCUGCUGUGGGUGUAACUGUGGGUGUGGCUGAGGCUGCAACCAUAGCCGUGUCCAACAGUCCAGCUCUGGCACCAGCUGUGAGCACCCCUGUGCCGGCGGCACCCGCAACUGAGGCUCAUGUGACUGAGACGGACAGCGCAGCCAGUGAGAGCAAAGAAAGUCAAGAGGAGGCAGAACUUAAUGAAUGGAACAAGUGCAGUGAGAUGUUGGAAAAUGGCGACUGUGUUCCACAUCAGCCACUUAGCGAUGGUGGAAAAUUUGAAGAUGACCUGCAUCAUGAGGGGUUGCGAUUGGAGGAGGACCUUGGCCACAUGACCAUUUAACUGAGGAACUGGCCAGUUUAGAAGAUCCUUUUUCAUUAUAUUACAUACUAAUGCUUCGCUAAACCUUAAGUACUUUUAGUACUACACUACUGACAAAGCGUUUUCUUUAACUUUAACACUACACUACCCACAAUGCCCUCAUUGCACUUUUAAAACUAACCACAAAUCUUUUCCAGCUUCCCAUAACACUACCCAUAAAUCCCUCACGGUAUGUGUACACUGGCACUUUUCUGCAACACAAGUCACUGUGCUGGAUCUCUCGGCUCACCGCGUAUGACAUAAGUUUAAUAUUUUACAUUUUUAGUAAACCUCACUGUAAUCUAUAGUUCUAUAAAUCCAUAUUCCGCCAUUUGUAGCUUGUCUUCUGUGGUUGAAAGGCGUGUAUGUGAGGCUCGUAUGUGUGUGAAGUCGUAGCCUGCUGUUCCCUGAUUGGCUGGACAUUCAUUUGAAUAAAGUUGAACUUAUCGCCGGAGGGCAGAGCUACGUUCGACGCAACGCAACCCAGCAUGCACCGUGGCAUGUGGCGGCUCUCGGCAUUGAAAUUAAUAGGAUGCGUCAGGGCUUAAGUGCCAGUAGACACAUACCCUUCCUCCACAUUUAACACUAAUUAUGUGUCUAACUUCACGUUUAACACUACACUACCGACAAUCACCUCCCUGUAUUUUUACCACUAAUUAAUUGCAUUUUGCAUCUUUAACACAACUGUAACCACCAAUACAGUAGCUUUACAGAGGUCCCACCUUUCACAAAAGUUCAGGGGGGUAUCCUGCAUUAAAAUCAUAUACAAUAUUCCUGAAUCAUUUUUAUAAAGAACAAGAGAGAGAGACAGAGAGAGAGAGAGAUUGCAUGUGAGAAACAAAGGGUAAGACAGGAAGACACACUCAGUGAGAGAGUGACAAAUACAGCAUCCUGAUUGGUCUCUAUUCAUGCUUAGUUGACCAAUGAGGUUUCUGUGUGGGUGAGGUUUGCAGCACUGAAGUGAGCAGGAGGAAAGCACUGUGAAACACUAAUGUACAUUAUUCACUCCACGCCCAUGUUGAAACGAAGGUGACGUUGGGGGGUACGCUCCUAAACCGGAAAUUCUAAGGCAGUGAAGGAGCUGGCAGAAUAUCCACCAGUUUAAAUGGCAGCACCUGUGUGGACAACUAACCUCGCACACCUCCCUGAAUUAACAGUGAAAGCAGUCGAAAUAUGGACAAAAAUAAGUGCAAGAUUCCCCGAGCUGUUUUACUAAAAGGCUACAGCAACUGGAUUAAGGGUUGUGUACACAGUGUUGAAGGUAGCUUGGUAAUUGCCUUUGUUUGCUGUAUUAAAAACUCACAUGUUAGCUAGCUUGCUAGCUAUUUAGUUUCUAACUAACUUAGUGACUGUAGAAAAAUACCUUGUAGUUGGUCUAACUAGAGUCCUCCUUACAGGCUUCACCAGGGAUCUUGCACUAUUUUAAAAGUUAAAUUUACUACCUAAUUUUAAGACCUUUUUAUUUAAUUUUAAGACCAAUAAAUAUGUAGUCAUGAUUUGCACUGCUACCUCUGGGGAAAUAUUUACACAGAAGUGCUUUAGACUGGUAAAUCUUACAGUGUAAUUUAAAAAUUAUAUUCUACAGUAGAAAACAAUUUGUUGUAUUGGAAAUCAAAACUUAACGUAGCUAACUCGCCACUAAGGUUACUGUGUUAUCUAGCUCGCUGCUAAUGUUAGCUAGUUUGCCGCUAACUUUAGUUCUCUUCCUGGUAAUGUAGCUAACUUGUUGCUAAUGAUAAGCUAAUGUUAGCAUGUUAGCUACCUCACCACUAAUAUUAGUAUGUUAGCUAGCUUUCUGCUGACCUUAGUUCUCUCCCCAGUAAUGUAGCUAGAUAGCUCGCUGCUAAUGUUAGUGUGUUAGCUAGCUCACCGCUGAUGUUAGCUAGCUCUCUGUUAACCUUAGUUCUCUUUCUGAUAACGUUAGCUAACUCACCGCUUUUGGUAGACGAUGGUGACGUAGGUGAAUAAAGCGUAAACACAACACUAGUCUAUCCCUACUGGAUUGGGUGAAAUAAUGACAUCGUUGCUUUGUCCCAAUGGCUUCUCUAUUCUCUGAUCUGCAGUGGAUAAAAUUAGUGCAAAAACAUGUGGAGGUGAGUUUAAACAGGGUUCAUUCGUUCAUUAGCAUUGCUAACAUUAGGUAAACUAGAUGGAUAGGUGUUACAGAGCUACUCUACCCUAUCCACUAUCACAUUAUCACAUUAUCACAUUAACCCUAACCCUAUUCACAUUAAAAUUAUGUUAUAUAGCAAGUAAAGAUUUCAAUACAAAUAUUUAUUUUUUUUAUUACAGAAGCCAAACAAGCAGUCAAAAAAAAAUUGGGGCCGAGUUGUUAAUCCUACCUCCCUGAAGUGAGUUUUUGCAGGGUGUGAUGUCUGUCUUUAGCGCUACUCACAAUUCCCUUUAACAUUAUAGUUACUUUCAUUCCCUCACUGCAACUUUAAAACAGCACUACUCACAAUCCCCUCUCUUCACCCAGUCAAUGAAAAACAGAAAAGCUUUUGCUCAGUACCUCCAGGGGGCGCUGUAGCCAUGUUUGAAUUAUUUAACCAUGUGUGAAUGAAACACAUUAACUAACAGAAUGUAUUUAUUUAAUACUCAUUCUUACUCACUGAAAACUGUAACACUGUAAACACAUCAUUACUCAAAACAUACAUAUAUACUCAUAUAAGCACUUAUAUAAACACUAAUGUGUAUGUGCACUGAUGCGACUGUAUUAACAUUUAUCUUCAUUAACCACAAAUUUUUAUAUUCUCAACAGAUUCUUUUAGUGUUUAUUUCUUCAGCCUCAUAGACUCGUCUGUGUGUGAUCUGUUUCUAUUUAUGACUGUUAUCAUGUGUGAGUGUGUGUAUGAUGGGUUUGCAUGGUGAUGAUAUGUGAUCAUAUAAAGACUGUGUAAGUUAUAGUUUAUGGCACGCCUCGAUAUCGAGCGCAGACAUUUAACCCUUUAAUGUGUCCUUUGAUUUGUGUUUCUGCAAACUGUGAUUAAAUUCUGAUUAGGAGUGUGUAUUCA